Molecule: messenger RNA, 1038 nt
Organism: Mycosarcoma maydis (corn smut)
Lineage: Eukaryota; Fungi; Basidiomycota; Ustilaginomycetes; Ustilaginales
Product: putative adenosine kinase
Exons: 1
Coding region: 1-1038 (345 amino acids)
Biological process (GO): purine ribonucleoside salvage
Cellular component (GO): nucleus; cytosol
Molecular function (GO): adenosine kinase activity
Source: RefSeq, a predicted model, not a curated record
AUGGCAGGCGGAAACUUUGAACUGGUUGCUCUCGGCAAUCCACUGCUCGACAUGCAGAUCCGCAAUGGCGAGGCGAUGCUCGAGAAGUACGGUCUCAAAGCGAAUGACGCCGUGCUGGCUGACGAGAAGCAGCUUGCUAUUUACAAGGACAUUGUUGACAACUACGACGUUACCUACGUUGCCGGUGGUGCUGCGCAGAAUGCUGCUCGCUGCGCGCAGUACGUUCUGCCUGCCAACUCUACCGCUUACCUCGGAUGCGUCGGCAAGGAUGACCUCGCUAAGCAACUGCAGGCGGCCAACGACAAGGAAGGUCUCAAAUCCAUCUACCAGUUUUCCGAUGACCAGCCCACCGGUUCGUGCGCUGUUGUGAUUACCGGACACAACCGUUCGCUGUGCACCAACCUGGGUGCGGCCGAAAAGUUCACCAAGUCGCACCUCGAAACCGCUGAAGCUCAGCAGGCGAUCAAGAACGCCAAAAUCUUCUACCUCGGUGGCUUCUUCCUCACCCACGGCGUCGAGUCGGCGCUGGUGCUUGCCGAGGAAGCCAAAUCGCGCGAUGUUUCGUUCACCAUGAACCUGUCGGCGCCUUUCAUCCCGCAGUUCUUCACCUCGCAGGUCGAUCAGGUGGUUCCCUAUGCUGAUGUCGUGUUUGGAAACGAGUCCGAGGCCGAAGCGUGGGCUGAGGCACACAAGCUGGAAUCCAAGGAUCUCAAGACCAUCGCCCAGGCCAUCGCCGACUUUGAUGCUGUUACCACUAAGGCGCAAAAGCGAGUGGUCAUCAUCACCCAGGGCUCGCAGCCCACGAUUGUCGCUAAGCGCGGUGAGAAGGAGCAAAAGGUUCACGAGACACCCAAGAUCAACCCUGCCGACAUUGUCGACACCAACGGUGCCGGUGACGCUUUCGCCGGUGGUGUCGUAGGCGCGCUCGUGCUUGGAAAGUCCAUCGACCAAGCCAUCGACGUCGGACACAAGCUCGGUGGCAUGUGCAUCGGUCAGGUCGGUCCCAUCCUCAAGUUCCCUAAGGAAAACGUCAUCUAG